AUGUCACAUUUUUAUGAAUACAAAGAUCUAAUAAAAGAAGGCGAUUUAGUACUCGCUUGGCUUUCGAGAGAUAACUUAAAACCAAUCAUCGUGAAAGCUGGCGAAGUAUUCAAUACACGUUACGGUGCAUUCCAACACAAUGACAUGAUUGGGAUGCCAUUCGGAUCUCAAAUUGCAAUUCGUACCAAAGGUUCUAACAAGUUCGGUUUCAUCCACAUUCUUCAACCUACCCCAGAAUUAUGGUCUAUUUCAUUACCUCACAGAACGCAAAUCGUUUACACUCCAGAUUCAUCAUACAUCAUGCAACGUAUGCAAUGUAGUCCGUAUUCUAGAGUAAUAGAGGCAGGGACGGGUUCUGGUUCUUUCUCGCAUGCGUUUGCCAGAACAGUUGGACAUUUGUUCUCCUAUGAAUUUCAUGAAGUGAGAUAUGAACAGGCAAAGCAAGAAUUCGAGGAUCAUGGGUUAUUAGCCAGCGGAAACACCACCAUAACGCAUCGUGAUGUCUGUAAAGAGGGGUUCGAAAUUCGCAAGGGUGACACAACCUCACAUGUGUUUAGUGAAGAGGAUGAAAACGAAAAAGUGGAGAUCGCCGCUGACUGUGUGUUUUUGGACCUUCCGGCUCCGUGGGAGGCUGUCUUAAACCUAGAUUCAGUUAUAUCUAAAGGUAAAAAAGUUAACCUAUGCUGCUUCUCUCCUUGCAUUGAACAAGUGGAUAAAACAAUAGAAGUGUUGGAAGAAAAUGGAUGGCAUGAUAUAGAAACUGUCGAGAUCCAAGGAAGACAAUAUGAAGCCAGAAGACAAAUGGUCCGUAAGUUAGACGAUGCUAUAGAAAGACUAAAAGAUGUUAAGAGAAGAAAACAAAAUGCAUCAGAAAGGCGCCAAAAAAAUGUAGAACAAAACUCAGAGACAGAAACGUCUCAAGAACCAAAGGAAGGUUCUGAUGAAUCGAAGCCUACGGAGAAGACCAAUUUUAACCCAUUCGGAAAAGGAACGCGUGUAAAAGAGGGCGAUCCAAAUUACGAAUGGAUACAGGUUUCGAAAAUAGAAUCUGAAAUUAAAUCACAUACUUCAUUCUUGACAUUCGCCUCUAAAGUUGUCGACCUAACUAGAGAUGAUGCGCAAGUUCAAUCUUACUUAUCGGCGUUUGAAGAAGAAACCAAAACGUUGAGUAAAAGAGAACAACGUAGGCUAAAGGCUCUCGCAAAUAAGGAAAAAAAACAAUAG
Molecule: messenger RNA, 1224 nt
Organism: Kluyveromyces marxianus DMKU3-1042
Lineage: Eukaryota; Fungi; Ascomycota; Saccharomycetes; Saccharomycetales; Saccharomycetaceae
Gene: GCD14
Product: tRNA 1-methyladenosine methyltransferase subunit GCD14
Exons: 1
Coding region: 1-1224 (407 amino acids)
Biological process (GO): tRNA methylation
Cellular component (GO): nucleus; tRNA (m1A) methyltransferase complex
Source: RefSeq, a predicted model, not a curated record